AUGUCCGAUUCUUUUUCUAGCCUAUCAUCUAACUUGACUUCUGUUCCCAUAAAGAAAAAAGAGACACGGCAACGUGCGGUACUCAGCUGGUAUGACUUGCGGAGCGAAGAGUAUACGGCCUCUGAUGUGGCUCAACUCUUGCUUGAUAGAGCAGCCGGUUGUGUAAAUAUUUGCGAGGUCAAGCACAAUUUUUGCGCCAACUUUUCUGUGAUUCGUUUAAAGACUGCGUAUCUGGUAGCUGGAUUCAAUAUCAGCACCAAUAAGUGGAUGGGCAAGUGUUCCCAUAAAGAAAAAAGAGACACGGCAAUGUGCGCCAACUUUUCUGUGAUUCGUUUAAAGACUGCGUAUCUGGUAGCUGGAUUCAAUAUCAGCACCAAUAAGUGGAUGGGCAAGUGA
This is a messenger RNA of Protopolystoma xenopodis, 396 nucleotides long. The record is from the annotation of a GenBank genome assembly. Lineage: Eukaryota; Metazoa; Platyhelminthes; Monogenea; Polystomatidea; Polystomatidae.